UUUUGUGCACUAUAUUAAACUUUCAUUCAUAGUUAGCUGUAUCAGUGAUGUUUAAAUUGUUAAAAUUACAUAGAAUCUGCGUGGUCCGCAUCAAAGUGGACUAUGCCGCAUAUGCCACAUGGUCCCAAAAGAAAGCGAUGAAAGAAAAGAAGAAAAAAGAUGAGUCAUCAGGUGGUGGGGUGACUGAAAUGAAUCCUUGGCCAGAAUACAUUCAGAAACGGCUAGACCUUUGGGACAAGUACAAGGCUCAAUAUGAAGAACAGUUAGCGUCUAAACCUGAUUUAAGUAUUGUGGUUACAUUACCUGAUGGGAAGACUGUGGAGGCCAAAGCCUGGAAGACCACACCUUAUGACGUUGCCAAGGGUAUUAGCCAAGGCUUAGCGGACUCUACGAUCAUAGCUCGAGUGAACAGCGUCCUGUGGGACUUGGAUCGGCCUCUGGAAGGGGAUUGCAAACUGGAACUCCUGCGAUGGGACAACACAGACGCGCAGGCCGUGUUCUGGCACUCCUCAGCGCAUAUGCUCGGGGAGGCGAUGGAACGGGUAUAUGGUGGGUGCUUAUGCUACGGUCCACCCAUAGAAGAAGGAUUCUACUAUGACAUGUUCCACCCAGAGAAAGGGGUAUCAUCCACAGACUUCCAUGUGAUAGAAGGCCUUGUAAAGAAAAUAGCGAAGGAAAAGCAGAAUUUCGAACGCUUAGAACUGACCAAGGAACAAUUAUUAGAAAUGUUCGACUACAACCCGUUCAAAGUGAGGAUAUUAAAGGAGAAGGUUGACACGCCGACCACCACGGCGUACAGGUGUGGAUCUCUCAUCGACCUGUGCAGGGGACCGCAUGUACGGCAUACGGGGAAAGUUAAAGCAUUCAAGGUCACUAAGAACUCAGCAUCGUACUGGGAGGGUAAGGCAGAUGCAGAAAGCCUCCAGAGAGUGUACGGUGUUUCAUUCCCCGAUCCCAAACAGCUGAAGCAAUGGGAGGUCAUUCAGGAGGAGGCUGCCAAGAGGGACCACAGAAAGAUUGGCAAGGAACAAGAGCUGUUCUUCUUCCACGAGCUAUCGCCCGGUUCUUGCUUCUUCCAGCCGCGCGGGGCGCAUAUAUACAACGUCCUAGUGAACUUCAUUAGAGACGAAUACAGGAGGCGUGGUUUCCAGGAAGUCGUAACGCCCAAUAUGUACAACGCGAAACUGUGGCAGACCUCGGGCCACUGGGCGCACUACGCUGAGAACAUGUUCUCUUUCGAAGUGGAGAAGGAGACCUUCGCUUUGAAGCCCAUGAACUGCCCCGGACAUUGCCUAAUGUUCGACAACCGCACGCGGUCGUGGCGUGAGCUGCCACUGCGUAUGGCGGACUUCGGCGUCCUGCAUCGCAACGAGCUCAGCGGCGCACUCACCGGGCUCACCCGCGUGAGACGCUUCCAGCAAGACGACGCGCACAUAUUCUGCGCGCCGCAGCACAUUGAACAGGAGAUAGUCAGCUGUCUAGAGUUCCUACAGUUUGUUUACCAGACUUUCGGGUUCACAUUCCAAUUAAAGCUAUCUACUCGGCCCGAAAAGUAUCUGGGUGAUCUCGACAGUUGGAACCAAGCUGAAAAGGCUCUAGAAGAGUCCCUCAACAAAUUCGGUAAGCCGUGGCAACUGAACCCUGGGGAUGGAGCGUUCUACGGACCCAAAAUAGACAUCACCAUACUGGACGCCCUGAGGAGGUCUCACCAGUGCGCCACCAUACAGCUGGACUUCCAGCUGCCGGAGAGGUUCAACCUUAGCUAUAUCAGCGAAACAGGCGACAAGAAGCGUCCAGUUAUAAUACACAGAGCGAUCCUGGGCUCUGUGGAACGGAUGAUCGCCAUUCUCAGCGAGUCGUACGCCGGGAAGUGGCCAUUCUGGCUCAGCCCGAGGCAGGUGUGCGUUGUGCCGGUGGGGCCCGCGUUCGACGACUACGCCGUGCAGGUCAACGAAAUACUAAAUGCAAAUGGAUACAUGUCUGAAGCGGACACGGAUGCUGGAGACACACUCAACAAGAAAGUGAGAAACGCUCAACUCGCGCAGUUCAACUAUAUCUUAGUGGUUGGUGAGAAGGAGAAAACCUCUCGUACGGUGAACGUCCGCACCCGCGAUAACAAAGUGCACGGAGAAAUGUCCAUCGACGAGCUCAUACAGCAUCUUAAGAAACUCCAAGUGGAGCGGACCCUAUCUGAUGACAGUGAUUUACUUAAAUUUUAGUUUUAAAACGCGUCAGUCAGUUCUGAAUCGAUUAUUUACUAAAUUAAACUUUAAAUAUUGUUUUAGAAUUUGUAACUCCAUUAAAAUACCAAUUACGAAUAUUACGCUUAAUUUGCUAUGCUCCGUGAAAAGC
This is a messenger RNA of Pararge aegeria (speckled wood butterfly), 2352 nucleotides long. RefSeq names its product threonine--tRNA ligase 1, cytoplasmic (gene ThrRS). Gene Ontology annotation, molecular function: threonine-tRNA ligase activity; ATP binding. The transcript has 14 exons. Lineage: Eukaryota; Metazoa; Arthropoda; Insecta; Lepidoptera; Nymphalidae. The record is from RefSeq and is a predicted model, not a curated record. Gene Ontology annotation, cellular component: cytoplasm. Gene Ontology annotation, biological process: threonyl-tRNA aminoacylation. The coding region runs from base 48 to 2219 and encodes 723 amino acids.